AGGAAAUCUCUCCGAGAACGCUGGCUCAUGGAUGGAGCAGCUGGAGGGCCAGAGCGGCCGGAGGACCCCGCCUCCAAGGACCCACAGUCGCCCGAGGGACAGGCCCAGGCUCGAAUUCGCAACCUGGAAGACAGCUUGUUUUCACUCCAGUCUCAGCUACAGCUGUUGCAAAGUGCGUCCACAGGUGCCCAACACAGACCUGCUGGCAGGCCCGCCUGGCGCAGAGAGGGUCCCCGUCCUCUCUCUCAGCCUGCUAUGGAGACAGGUCCUACAGGCCCCACAGAUGUGGACAAGCGAACUUCCCUACCAGAUGCUCCAGUGGGCAUGUCCCCAGAGUCUCCUUCUGAUCCCAGGGAGGAGUCCAUUGGGGUUCCACCAGCCUUGAGGCCAUCCCCUGAGGCUAUAGAGACAUCUUCAGAAGCCAAUGGCCCCUGUUCUGGGCUCAGCCCCCUCCCAGAGCAGCUGAGGCUAGGGGUGUCGAGUGUCGCAAAGGCCAAAGGAGAUGGUGCGGUGGAGGUGGUUUGGGCUGGGCUUCGAGCCACCGAGAACAGUGUCACAGGCCCCACAGGUGUGGAGCUGGAGGCUAAAGUGGAAGAAGUGGUUCUGGAGGCCAUUGGGACCAGGCAGAGCAGCAGUAGCAGCCCUGAGCUCCCCACUUGGGUGAAGGAGGGCAGGGAUGUGGUGGAAGUGGUCUGGGAGGGUCUGGGAGGCAGGGACCUUGAUGUCACAGGGGAAUUAGGCAGGGGUGCAGAGGCCACUCACACCAGUUCCCCGAGACUCCAGGAGCAAUUUGAGGCUGAAACUUGCAGAAAAGGGGGAGGUACUUCCAGAGAUAGUCUUGAGGGUGUUGGUCAGGGAGGUCCUGGAGUAGAGGAGGGGUCCUUCAUUUGGGUGGAAAGAGUGGCCCUCAGCGAAGACUGGGAGGAGAUCUUGAUGGAGGGGUUGGAAGCAGCCCCGGGGGCGGGGUCUGCAGGGGGGCCUGAGGCUUCGAUGGGAGCCCAGCCCGGAGGAGCUGAAGCAUCCUGGGAGGUGGAGACGAGAGAAGUGGUGCAGGUGGAGGGCAUAGAAGAGAAUGGAAGGACCGAAAAGCUCGGGGGAGAGAGGGAGGACGGGCCAGCUGUGCUGCCAGACAUGACCCAGGGAAGAGAAGAAAGCGAGGUAGAGAGGGCAGAGAGAAAGGCCGGUGAAGGCCCCUUUCCAACAGAGACAGAAACCGAGGAGGAAAAGUGGGAGGUGAAAGCGAAGAAAGAUGAAGAGCCGUUGGAAGUAGAAAAGGGAGGUGAGGAGGAGACUGGUACCACUGAGAAGCCUUUGGUGGCAGAAGAAAAGCCAGACGACUCAGUGGAGGCAGAGAGAAAAGGAAGUGAGAUGCCAUCGGACCAGGAGAAAGAUGCUGAGGGCUCCUUGGACAGAGAGUCGAAAACAGCUGAGAAACUAUUGGAUGAGGAGACAGGAGGUGAGGGCUCAUUGGAUGAAGAAACUGGAGGAAGUAAGAAGCCAUUGGACAGGGAGGCAAGUGACGGCGAGCCGUUCUCCGAGGUGGACAAGCCCUCAGGCGCCAAGGAUGCUGUAAGGCCAGAAGAGCAAGGCACAUCUGACGGGGGAGCCGAGUGUCAGGCUGAGGAUGCCAGCCCGCCAGGAGCCACUGUUUGUGCCCAGGAGGAGCCCAGACCAGAGGAGCCAGGACCACAAGACCCAGAGACGCAAGUAGGAGAGGCAGCCAGCGAGCCUCCGCCCUGUACUCAGAGUGAGGGCCCCCCGGGGGAUGCCACCCCGCUCCUAGCUGAGACCCCAGCCCCGGAGCAGCCUGUGGAAAGGCAGCCUCUGCUCCAUCAGGAAGUGUCCAGCACCAACCGCGAUGACCACCCUGCACCUACCUACGCGCCUGCCCAGCAGCUUGAGCUGGCAGAGGCCAGAGAAGCCAGUGGCCCCAAGCAAAAGACGUGCCAGUGUUGUGUGGUCAUGUGAGCCGCCGCCUGCCACCCAGCACCCUCCUCCUCCUCCUCCUCUCACAGCUACCUCGCUGCCUGGCAUCCAGCAGAAGGGCCCAGGCAUAGACAGGGCACCACAGGACUGGCAGUGGCGUCCAGGAGCCAGCAGGCCCCUGUGCGUACUCAAACCUGGGCUUUUAGAUUCCCUGCCCACUGCCUGUGGCCCUGACCCCCUUCUGCAAUGAAACCUUUAUACUUGAAAAUUAAAUGUUAAGGCACUCUUGCUUUAA
Apodemus sylvaticus (European woodmouse) is the source of this 2221-nucleotide messenger RNA. It is a transcript of the gene Palm3, whose product is annotated as paralemmin 3. The record is from RefSeq and is a predicted model, not a curated record. Gene Ontology annotation, biological process: negative regulation of cytokine-mediated signaling pathway; response to lipopolysaccharide; Toll signaling pathway. The transcript is spliced from 4 exons. NCBI's taxonomy places the organism in Eukaryota, Metazoa, Chordata, Mammalia, Rodentia, Muridae. Bases 28 to 1968 code for a protein of 646 amino acids.